CUAAAAUCCAAUGAUUGAGUGCACAAUGGAUACAAUUUUACUGGCGUUGCAGCGAAUUGUCUUCAUUACGUGGACAGCCAUCAAGACAUACCUCAAUGGACCCUAUUAUUCAUACAUUGAACUCAAUCGCAACUAUGGCUUCUUUGGAAAAAUACGGAAAUUGAAUGUAGAAGACGUAGACAUUCCGUCAUCACUGGAGGGAAAGGUAUGCAUAAUCACAGGCGGAAGUCGGGGAAUAGGUAUGGAAGUGGUGAAGACGUUGUUGAGAAAGGGAUGUCAUGUCAUUACCGGGUCGUCAGCCAGUGAUGAAGAGAUUCAAAGAAGGCGUAACUCAAUAGUGGAUCAGUUGGGCGACACAAUGAGGGGACGGCUGGAUAUGUGGCCAUUAGAGCUCUCGUCAAUGGACUCUGUCUUGCAAUUCGUGCGUAUAUUCAAAGACUCGUCGCUUAAACUCCAUUAUCUCAUUUGCAACGGCGCUGUCAUGUUUGCACCUUUUGGUCUCACUUCAGAUGGCUUUGAGACCCACUUAGCCAUCAAUUACUUCAGUCAUUGUCUUCUUAUCUCUCAUUUGAUCGACAAUUUGGUGACAUCUGGACGAGAAUGCGGUCAUAAGUCGCGAAUCGUGUGCGUGUCGUCUGGCGCUCACCGGCCGGCGAGUGUGCGCUUCAAUGACCUGCAGUCGGAGCGCCUGUACUCCACAUACCACGCGUACGCUCAGUCAAAGUUGGCUCAAAUCAUGUUUGUCUAUAAGUUUCAUGAAUGGCUUCUAAGCCGACACGAUAUGGUGGGCGCUGUGACCAUCACUUGUCUGCAUCCGGGUGUCUGUCGCACAGACCUUAUGAAAGAAUUCAAUUUCUUUAACCUAAGACCCAUUCAAGCGUUGCCCAUAUUUCGAUCGGCAGAAGAAGGCGCUGAGACAACACUAUACGCCACCCUAUCGUCUGAAGUGGAGGGCAUAAGUGGUGUAUACCUCGAGGACUGUUGUGUCACUAAAUCAAGUAAACGAUCGUAUGAUAAGAAAACACAGGAAUUGUUGUGGAAUAACACUUGGCAUCUGUUGCACAAAUGGACACCUAAUUUGUGCUUCCGAUUGACACCUGAAUCCGAUAAAGUGCACGAUCUAUGA
This is a messenger RNA of Oppiella nova, 1126 nucleotides long. Lineage: Eukaryota; Metazoa; Arthropoda; Arachnida; Sarcoptiformes; Oppiidae. The record is from the annotation of a GenBank genome assembly.